UUUUUUCUUUUUCAACACUGUUUCAGUCAGAUCCGAAGGUGUUCAGUUGAUUUUUUUUGAGGUUCUAGGGUUUUUGGAACCUUUAUUUAUUAUUUUUGGAGUUCUAAAGUUGCUGGGAACAUUGUUUAUUGUUUAUUUGGCAUUAUUGUUCUGCUUUCAAGAUGUCAGAAGAGAAAAAACAGGCUUCCGCUAGUGGCAAGGAUGAGUUGAGUCGUGUAGGGACUCUGGAUAACUCUCCACUAGAUAUUUGUCCCAUCAAACUGGAUGGCACAAAUUAUUUACUUUGGUCUCGUACUUUUACAUUAGCCAUUGAAGCUAAAGGGAUGUCUGAGUUCAUUGAAGGCCCUGUUACUGAGCCUACUACUGAUGUUGAACUCAAGACGUUUAAGUCUCGUCGAUCUUUAGCCAUGACUUGGUUGUUUAAUUCUAUGAAGGCUGAUAUUCGUAGUCCUUUCUUGCUUCUUAACACUCCAUAUCAGAUUUGGACUAUUGCCACACAGACUUAUUCUCAGCAGGGCAAUGAUGCUCAGUGUUUUGAGUUGCGAAAGCGACUUCGUACUAUGGAUCAACACAAUCGAUCUGUUGCUGUUUACUUUGCUGAUCUUAGUGGGGCCUGGCAAGAAUUUGAUUAUUAUCAGGGGUUUCAAGCAGUCUGUUCCGUUGAUGCUGGUGCUUGGUUAAAAAGAAUAGAGAAAGAGCGUGUGUAUGACUUUCUUGCUGGUCUUGAUGUGGAGUAUGAUCCAAUUAGAGUGCAGGUGUUGGGUCGUGUUCCGUUUCCAUCUUUGGGCGAGGCCUAUGCCAUUGUUCAACAGGAGGAGAGCAGAAGGGGUGCUAUGUUACAAGCUCCUACUUUUGAUCGUUCUGCAUUGGUUGCUAUUCCGCAGGGACAGUUUGGGUCUGGCAGUGGAAAGUCUCAGUCUGGUACUACUAGUGGGAUCAUAGACCGUAUGUCACUCCAGUGUGAUUAUUGCCACAACACUGGACAUACCAAGGAUUUUUGUUGGAAGUUACAUGGUCGUCCUUCUCGUGGGCGAGGCAGUGGACGUGGAGGUCGAGGUCGUGGUCCCGGGCGUUCUCAGGCUCAGGCACAUGUUUCAGAGUUUGCUACCUUGUCUGAUUCUGGGUUCAGUACAGGAGUUCAGUCACCUUCUGAUUCUGUUGGCGGUUUCUCUCAGAGGGAGAUGCAAGCUCUCAGGCGUCUUAUGGCUCAGGCUGAUUCUUCCUCUACUAUAGCUCCUACUUCCACAGCAGCUCCUACUGCAUCCUAUUUUGCUCAUUCAGGAACUGGAAACGGGGAAGGUGAUUGGCAGUGGUAAAGCACAUGGUGGUAUCUAUUAUCUGGAGCAUGCACCUCAUCCAUCUCAGCCAUCUUUAUCAUGUGGACAAGCUCUACGGGCAGAUAUGAGUUCCACUCUUUCUUUGUUACAUCAGUGGCACCGUAGAUUGGGUCAUCCCUCUUUUGGGAUAUUAGAGAAAUUUUUUCCUACUUUAAUUAAACAUUGUCCUAGGGAUCAGUUUUUUUGUGAAGCUUGUGAGUUUGGAAAACAUAAACGCUCUUUUUAUGCACCUAUUAAUAAACGAAGUGAUUCUCCAUUUAUGGUUAUCCAUUCUGAUGUUUGGGGUC
Molecule: messenger RNA, 1624 nt
Organism: Rhododendron vialii
Lineage: Eukaryota; Viridiplantae; Streptophyta; Magnoliopsida; Ericales; Ericaceae
Exons: 2
Coding region: 162-1316 (384 amino acids)
Source: RefSeq, a predicted model, not a curated record